AUGCCACUACGCAUCGGAAUCGUGGGCGCAGGCUUGGUCGGCAGUGCCGCGGUGCUGGCGCUCUCGCGGCUGCCGGAUGCUGAGGUGGUAGCCUUUGAGAAAGCCCCGAGCGCGCGAGAGGCCGGUGCGUGGAUCAGUCUCACGGUCACCGGGCUCAAGGUGCUGACCAAGCUGAUCCCCCCGGCCGAAAUCAGUGCCAUUGCCUAUCGACCGCCCGACCGGGCCGUCUAUGUGACACGGCACUGGCGGACAGGCGCGGUGCUGCUCCGCAACUACUCGUCCGACCAUCUCAAGGACGACUACGUGCAGGCGCGCACCCACAGAGAGCCGCUGCUGAAGCUGCUCCUGUCGCACGUACCAACGGGCGCCAUCCAGUACGGGCAGCCUGUUGUCGGCGUGGAGCUGGCGCCGAAUGACAUAGACAAAGACGGCGCCCGGGGCCCCGUGCGGCUGCUGUUCGCGAACCCCGACGGCGGCACGACGCCAACGUCCCGGGACUUUGACAUUGUCGUGGCGGCCGAUGGUCUGUACUCGCCCAUUCGACGCCAGUUCUGGCCGGACCACCGCGUGUCCUUUGAGGGUGCCGUGGCGUACAGAACGAUAUUUCCAGCCGCGCGCGUCGCGGGCAUCGCAGGCCUGCACGACGACUCCUCGGCAUGGCGCCGAGACGGGGAGGUCGUCUUUCUCUCGGCGCUGGGCCUGGGCAUGUACGGCGUCGUGAUCAUCCGGGACGAGACGCCAGAGUACAUGGACCGGACGGGCCUGCGCUGGGAGCACCCGAUUGGAGCGGCGGGCGUGGCCCGGCUGCGCGGGCUGUACGCGGACUGGGACCCCCUCAUCGGCCGGGUCCUCGCUGUGGUCGACGGCAUGGACGCAUAUCCGCUCGACUCCGGCCCGUGGUUGCAGCAGCUGGCCCAAGCGGACCGCAUCGCGUUUGUCGGCGACGCAGCACACCCGACGGCCGGCGCAUACGGCGCGGGCGCGGCCAUGGGAUUUGGGGACUGCUGGGCCCUGUACCGCGCGCUGUCGGCCAGCCGAUCGGCCGCUGCGGACGAACAGCCUGCUUCGACGGGCCAGAGCGCGCACAGGUACGACAUCGCCAAGGCGCUGCGCAUUUUCGAGCAGGCCCGUCUUCCGUUUCUGCUCCGCGUCGAGGAGCAAAUGGAACUGGACGGCCGCGAUGGGCGGUACGUCUCGGCGGCGGCGGCCGACGAACAGGAGUGGAUGCGGCGCUAUGUGGAGCGCAAUCCCUCUAGCAAUUGGCUCACGGAGCACGAUGUCGAACUCGAGGUGCAAAAUGCCAUCAUGCGGCACUUGGAUAGCUGA
Molecule: messenger RNA, 1326 nt
Organism: Sporothrix brasiliensis 5110
Lineage: Eukaryota; Fungi; Ascomycota; Sordariomycetes; Ophiostomatales; Ophiostomataceae
Exons: 2
Coding region: 1-1326 (441 amino acids)
Molecular function (GO): monooxygenase activity
Source: RefSeq, a predicted model, not a curated record